AUGUCGUCCUACAUCAGCAAUCUUCUAACCCACACAACGUCGCGGUAUAACAGUCUACGGCGCACGCUCCUUUCCAGCGAAGACGACGGCGACACUGAAGACGACACCCACAUUUGCCGUGUCCUACGAGCAUACUACACCGAGAAAGGGCGAUCAUAUCCACAAUGGCUACCGCCCGAUCCAAACGACCGCAAGUCAUUGCCUCCCACGUCUUCGCAACAGUCGGGGUACUUCACAAGUGCGGGAGGAAGAAGUCAGUACGGCAGUGCACAAAAUCAGAGUCAACCUGGGCAAAGGGCGAGUCUGAGUGAUCUUUGGGAUCCGCCAUCAGCACCUCAGAACAAUACCCCCGUGCAGCCACAGAGUCUUCGAGCGUCACGACGACCCAUGAACGCUGCUGCGCCGGCAGGGACAUCCUCUCUUGCUCCACCACAAGCGCGACCACUACCCUCGCAACGGGCAGGGAGCUACCAGAGCGUAUCAUCACAACAAAGCUCGAGUCGGCCAUCGAGUGGCAUGAAUGCGGACGGUGGUCCUGCUAGUGCCGGCACGGCUCAGGAUAGGCUCAAAGCCAGGCUAUGGGGUGGUGGGAGAAGUCCUGCGCCUAGUCAAGUAGGAGCGCCAAAUGCCUACGAGACGGGUGGGAAUGCAGGCGCUGGGUGGGGUAACGGUGGAGGACAACAACAGCAAUAUGAUGGAGGUGGUGGAUCGAGUAAUCGGAGAUACGGCCGACAAUAA
Messenger RNA from Ramularia collo-cygni, 738 nucleotides. RefSeq lists its product as uncharacterized. NCBI's taxonomy places the organism in Eukaryota, Fungi, Ascomycota, Dothideomycetes, Mycosphaerellales, Mycosphaerellaceae. The transcript has a single exon. The coding region runs from base 1 to 738 and encodes 245 amino acids. The record is from RefSeq and is a predicted model, not a curated record.